AUGCUUCUAUUAGCGGCACUUGCACUCGCAACCGUUUCGGCUGGUACAGAUGUCUCUGUCUGUCGAGAUGCCACCUAUACGCUUCCAGUCUCUCGAGGUGCCAUUUGCUCUGGUUCGGGCUCAGCUCCCGCAGGAAGUGCUUGUCCACUUAAGGGUGACGUUGCUACUGCCGACUGCUACUCAUAUUUGCCAUCCUACAACGGAUCUCAGUGCAUUGUAAAAGAAGACGGUGUAUGUACCUAUGUCAAUGGUUACGUUUGGGGUUGCGUUUUUCCAUCUGUAGGUUGUACUCAAUCCGACAUGAUGAACAAGGCUCUACCAAACACUUCAGUCACAACUACGCCAGGCGCUAUGCCAAAUAAAGCUACCGGCCCAUGCCCAAUGUAA
Molecule: messenger RNA, 387 nt
Organism: Plasmopara halstedii
Lineage: Eukaryota; Oomycota; Peronosporomycetes; Peronosporales; Peronosporaceae
Exons: 1
Coding region: 1-387 (128 amino acids)
Source: RefSeq, a predicted model, not a curated record